AAUAUAACUGGAAUGGAUUAAUCGAAUAUCUAACACCAAAGUUAAUACAUAUUUUAAUAAAUAGCGCACUAACAACGAUGUGGCACGAUCCUAUCGGUCAGAAUCGUGCCACACCAAGGGUCACAUGAUCUCAUCCACAACCGGUCAAAGUGAAUGGGAUCAAAUGUGGCUACAUGGACUUAUUCCUCUCUGCUGUAACCGCACAUGCGAGCACAUGCGAUUCUUUUUCCUGUGCACGCACGAAGUGGGCAGCUUCUUCUCCAAUCUUCCAUUCUUCAACUACAAGGACGCUGGGGAAAGCUCGGACGACCUGGGCAGCUGCGCAAGAGCAGAAUCGCACCAGGGUCAAGGCCGGGGCCGUCCACCAGGGGCGCUCCUCGGUAGUCGCUGCAUGCUAGGGAGCCGCUGCCAGGGCCGUAGCCAUGGAGGCUUGCCAGGCGAGGGCCGAGGGGCAUGGGCUAGCAGGGGUAGGGGCCUGGGGCAGCGCGGCUCGCCGGCGACCCACCAGCCAACGGCGCUUGCGCACACAGGACGUGCAGGGGGGCACGACUGCAGGGACUCGGCCAUGGCCAUGCGCUGGGGCCACACAUCGGAGGGAAGGGGAGCCGCGCAGGGGCUCGCCGGGAGGAGACGAACUGCUUGGCAGGGGGCAGAGAGGGCUACUCGCCGGGGAAGAACCCGUGGGGAGGGAGGGAGCAGCCAGAGAGGAAGAGGGAUAAAGGGAGAAGAGGGAGCCUCACUCGGCCACUAACCUCGGCAACGACGAGAGCAUCGCAGAUCUUCCUGGGCGAUUCGGCGCGGCGAACGACUGAGCGGCCAGGACAUGGAGGGCAGCUCACCGGAGAGCCGAGGUCGACUGGGGGGCGGGGCUGGCCGCCGCCAUGGCCACGGCUAGGGGUUGUAGCCGGCCGGACGCCGUGCGCAGAGGCCCGGCCCUGCCUUGCCGUGUCCACGGGAGUGGUUGCUGAACGAGACGAGGGAGAAGAGAGCGGUAUGGAGAAUAGAAUUAUGCGAGCGACACGCGAGUUGAGCGACAAUUUCGUUCUGGUCACGCCCACGUUGUGGGUAUGAGCCAAGAGCCCAGAUGACCGAGUGAAGCAGGAGGCGGU
Molecule: messenger RNA, 1109 nt
Organism: Zea mays
Lineage: Eukaryota; Viridiplantae; Streptophyta; Magnoliopsida; Poales; Poaceae
Source: RefSeq, marked predicted